Molecule: messenger RNA, 2046 nt
Organism: Onychostoma macrolepis
Lineage: Eukaryota; Metazoa; Chordata; Actinopteri; Cypriniformes; Cyprinidae
Product: polymeric immunoglobulin receptor-like
Exons: 9
Coding region: 139-2046 (635 amino acids)
Biological process (GO): positive regulation of T cell proliferation; immune response; cellular response to lipopolysaccharide
Cellular component (GO): external side of plasma membrane
Source: RefSeq, a predicted model, not a curated record
UAUGUUGACUUAAAAGUUAAAGGGUGUGAUCUGGUUGAGAACAGAAGGACAGUUGUAGUGACUGGAUAUUCAGGAGAGUCUGUGGUUCUGCCCUGUUCCUGCACUGAACUACUGGCUAAACCUCAACAGAUACAAUGGAUGUAUUUGAUAGAGAAUACAUAUAAAGAAAUUUACCCAAAUGAACAGACUGAGAAUUACAAGAACAGAGUCAAACUGUUAAAUCCAAACACUCCAGGAAAUCUUUCUCUACACAUAUCAGCACUGACCACAGAGGACCAAGGGCACUAUCAGUGUUUUGUCUCGUCUCAGCAAGUAGUCGGCUUCAUACUUACUGUACUUCACGCUGAAGGGUGUGAUCUGGUUGAGAACAGAAGGACAGUUGUAGUGACUGGAUAUUCAGGAGAGUCUGUGGCUCUGCCCUGUUCCUGCACUGAACUACUGGCUAAACCUCAACAGAUACAAUGGAUGUAUCUGAUAGAGAAUACAUAUAAAGAAAUUUACCCAAAUGAACAGACUGAGAAUUACAAGAACAGAGUCAAACUGUUAAAUCCAAACACUCCAGGAAAUCUUUCUCUACACAUAUCAGCACUGACCACAGAGGACCAAGGGCACUAUCAGUGUUUUGUCUCGUCUCAGCAAGUAGUCAGCUUCAGACUUACUGUACUUCACGCUGAAGGGUGUGAUCUGGUUGAGAACAGAAGGACAGUUGUAGUGACUGGAUAUUCAGGAGAGUCUGUGGCUCUGCCCUGUUCCUGCACUGAACUACUGGCUAAACCUCAACAGAUACAAUGGAUGUAUUUGAUAGAGAAUACAUAUAAAGAAAUUUAUCCAAAUGAACAGACUGAGAAUUACAAGAACAGAGUUAAACUGUUAAAUCCAAACACUCCAGGAAAUCUUUCUCUACACAUAUCAGCACUGACCACAGAGGACCAAGGGCACUAUCAGUGUAUGACUGAACCAAAUAUUAUUACAUAUGUUGACUUAAAAGGUAAAGGGUGUGAUCUGGUUGAGAACAGAAGGACAGUUGUAGUGACUGGAUAUUCAGGAGAGUCUGUGGUUCUGCCCUGUUCCUGCACUGAACUACUGGCUAAACCUCAACAGAUACAAUGGAUGUAUCUGAUAGAGAAUACAUAUAAAGAAAUUUACCCAAAUGAACAGACUGAGAAUUACAAGAACAGAGUCAAACUGUUAAAUCCAAACACUCCAGGAAAUCUUUCUCUACACAUAUCAGCACUGACCACAGAGGACCAAGGGCACUAUCAGUGUUUUGUCUCGUCUCAGCAAGUAGUCAGCUUCAGACUUACUGUACUUCACGCUGAAGGGUGUGAUCUGGUUGAGAACAGAAGGACAGUUGUAGUGACUGGAUAUUCAGGAGAGUCUGUGGUUCUGCCCUGUUCCUGCACUGAACUACUGGCUAAACCUCAACAGAUACAAUGGAUGUAUUUGAUAGAGAAUACAUAUAAAGAAAUUUACCCAAAUGAACAGACUGAGAAUUACAAGAACAGAGUCAAACUGUUAAAUCCAAACACUCCAGGAAAUCUUUCUCUACACAUAUCAGCACUGACCACAGAGGACCAAGGGCACUAUCAGUGUUUUGUCUCGUCUCAGAAAGUAGUCAGCUUCAGACUUACUGUACUUCACGCUGAAGGGUGUGAUCUGGUUGAGAACAGAAGGACAGUUGUAGUGACUGGAUAUUCAGGAGAGUCUGUGGUUCUGCCCUGUUCCUGCACUGAACUACUGGCUAAACCUCAACAGAUACAAUGGAUGUAUUUGAUAGAGAAUACAUAUAAAGAAAUUUACCCAAAUGAACAGACUGAGAAUUACAAGAACAGAGUCAAACUGUUAAAUCCAAACACUCCAGGAAAUCUUUCUCUACACAUAUCAGCACUGACCACAGAGGACCAAGGGCACUAUCAGUGUUUUGUCUCGUCUCAGCAAGAUGAAGUGGCAUGUUCUGAUGUAGUCUAUGUUGAAACCACAUCUCCACCUGCUCAUGCACAGAAUGACCCAGUAGAGCUCCCCAAUACCAAAAUUAAACAAACUUGA